Messenger RNA from Physella acuta, 1612 nucleotides. Its product is annotated as fibulin-1-like. The record is from RefSeq and is a predicted model, not a curated record. NCBI's taxonomy places the organism in Eukaryota, Metazoa, Mollusca, Gastropoda, Physidae. Gene Ontology annotation, molecular function: calcium ion binding.
AUGUACAUAUAUUUGUACGCAAUUUGUCAACACGGUGUCGCUGACAUCUUGUACGUCAUCGACUCCUCAGCCCGCAUCGGCUACAGCAACUUCCAGAGUCAGAUCCAGUUCGUGUCCAGCCUGUCCUCGAGGUUCCCCAUUGGUCCAUCGGCUGUCCAGCUGGGCGCCGUAGUCUUCAGCGACUACCCUCAGAAGUUGUUUGACUUCCGUGAUCUACAGGAGACUGUCUACAUAACACGGAGUUUGCAGGAUGCCCCAUACCUGCAGGGUAAAACGUGCGUGGACCAGGCACUCAAUUGGGUCUACAACACAGGCAUGUACACCAUCAACGCCGGGGCCAGACCUCACGCUCCAAACAUCCUACUCUUGAUCACCUACGGACCGUUAAACAACACAGUUGCGACUAUCCAGUCGGCCCAGCGAAUCAAAGACAUGGGCGUGCAGAUCAUCUCCGUGGGGGUGGGCAUGCCCCAACGUGUGGAGCUCCAGGCCGUGGCCAGUGGUCCUCAAGAUGUCUUCCUCGCGCUCUCCUACAGCGCUCUCAAGUCUGUGGAGGAGCAGGUGGAGGAGAGGAUCUGUCGGGAACUAGAAAACUGCCAGUCAAGCACACACGGCUGCUGCUCUGAUGGACGCACGUUUGCCGCUGACCCUAAGAAAACAGGCUGUGGUUCUGCUGUAGCGAAAACGUGUGAAGAGAGUACGUACGGCUGUUGCUACGACGGCAAAUCUGCCGCGACGGGUCCGAAUAAAGCUGGAUGUGGUAGUUGUCGCCCCUCCCCUUGCCAACACAACUGUACAACAACCGCUAAAGGUUUCACGUGCUCAUGUAUGCCAGGAUUCCGUGUCAGUGACACCAACUCCUCUGCUUGUCUGGACAUCGACGAAUGUUCCAAGAGUUCUGUAUGUGAACACAACUGUAACAACACAGUGGGCAGCUUUAAGUGUUACUGUAAGGCAGGGUACACCAUUGACAGUAAAAACCCCACCAAAUGUGCUGACAUCGAUGAAUGUGCCAAGAGCUCUGUAUGUGAACAGAAUUGUACAAACACAGUGGGCAGCUUUAAGUGUUCUUGUAAGGCAGGGUACACUAUUGACAGUAAAAACGCCACCAAAUGUGUUGACAUCGACGAAUGUGCCAAGAGUUCUGUAUGUGAACACAACUGUAACAACACCGUAGGCAGCUUUAAGUGUUACUGUAAGGCAGGGUACACUGUUGACAGUAAAAACCCCACCAAAUGUGUUGACUUCGACGAGUGUGCCAAGAGCUCUGUAUGUGAACAGAAUUGUACAAACACAGUGGGCAGCUUUAAGUGUUCUUGUAACACGGGGUACACCAUUGACAGUAAAAACGCCACCAAAUGUGUUGAUGUCGACGAAUGUGCCAAGAGUUCUGUAUGUGAACACAACUGUAACAACACAGUGGGCAGCUUUAAGUGUUCUUGUAAGGCAGGGUACAACAUUGAUAGUAAAAACCCCACCAAAUGUGUUGAUGUCGACGAAUGUGCCAAGAGUUCUGCAUGUGAACAGAAUUGUACAAACACAGUGGGCAGCUUUAAGUGUUCUUGUAAGGCAGGGUACACUGUUGACAGUAAAAACCCCACCAAAUGUGUUG